CAGGGGAGGAGCAGAGCUUUGGUGCGGUGAGGUCACCUGUGAGCUCACAAUUCAGUUGCCUUGGUGGAGCGGGGCCAAACCGGUGCCUCUGGCUAGAGGGCAGGACCGAGGCAGCAUGGGCAGUGGCCUCUAGUGAGCAGUCCUAUCAUGGGAAACAGCAGUUCCCACAAGAGGACCAAAGCACCCAGUCAGGCCAGCAAGGACGGGCCACCUGACAUGGACAAGGCCCGUCACAAGCAGUUCUUCAGCCACCUCAAGCGGAAGAAGCCGAGUCCCACAGCCUCACAACAGGCUUCUUUACCCUUCUUUCAAUGGCGAGAGGCCACUGACCCUGUCCGGGUGGGUGAGAAACCCCGCAUCAAGGCUGGGAAAACCAAGAUCGUGCUGCUUUUUCCGCUGGACAAGCGGCAGCAGCUGGCCGAGGCGACGGUGGGCCCAUAUGUGAGGCCUGGGCGGCCGACUGAGGAUGCUCUCGGCGCCCCGACGUGCUUCCCAGCGGUGGCUCCCAUGCUUCGUGGGGCAGGCGACGGUGUGGACAGGCGCGAAGGCGCGCGAGCGCGGGAGAUGAAAAGGAUCCUGGUGCUGUUGCUGCAGCUGGACGCGCGGCUGCAGGAGGAGGGGCGUCGAGUGGCAGGCGGGGCGGGGGGCGGGGCUAAGGCCUCGCAGUGCUGGCAGCCCCUGUAUGGGCACCUGCUGACCCAGCGUGAGGCCUGCGGUGAAGGCGACCCCCGCGAGGAGCAGCCCCGCAAGCGGCGCCGCUGCCCUCGCCCGCGGCCCUGAGUGCCUAGCCCCCCAAGCGCCAGGACUCUGCUCAAUAAAGAGCACAUAGCAACCCA
Meriones unguiculatus (Mongolian gerbil) is the source of this 836-nucleotide messenger RNA. It is a transcript of the gene C4H20orf144, whose product is annotated as chromosome 4 C20orf144 homolog. The record is from RefSeq and is a predicted model, not a curated record. Bases 148 to 780 code for a protein of 210 amino acids. NCBI's taxonomy places the organism in Eukaryota, Metazoa, Chordata, Mammalia, Rodentia, Muridae. The transcript is spliced from 3 exons.